Messenger RNA from Bursaphelenchus xylophilus (pine wood nematode), 8942 nucleotides. The record is from the annotation of a GenBank genome assembly. Lineage: Eukaryota; Metazoa; Nematoda; Chromadorea; Rhabditida; Aphelenchoididae.
AUGGCCGACGAGAAUGGCGCUCCAGGGUCGUCACGGUCGAGUCGGAAUGUUGAACUCCAAGUGGUUCCGACUCUCAACUCGACCCAUCAACAGAUGAAAAAGUGUGUAACUGUAGAUCUACUGACGGCUUCUCAACGGGAAGUCAACUUUCUUCGAAUGAUUGAUAGGAAGGCUCCAGUAUUAUACGAGAAGUCAGUAGUCGAGAAUGCAAUACGAAGAUACGAAACCUACUGGCUGCCGAUGCAAUCAGCCAAACCUGAUCUCAACAACAUCCCGCCUCUGGAUAUUCAUUGGAUUUGGCACACACACAUGUUAUGUCCGGUGGCAUACGAAGAAGUCAGUUUGCAUUUAUUGUAGAGUCUUACAGGGUGGGGAAUUUUGUGGCCCGAUUUGAAUUGGCUAUAACUUCUUUAUUUUUGGACCAACUGUUAAGAUUCUUCUACGAAUGCUGAGCGUCAUAGAUGCCGUUACUGAGCCUUCGGACCUAUGUGAUACCGUGGAAUAAUUUACGGUCGUUUGACCGUAUAUGUUAUAUUGAUUGUCUAUGAAACCGGUGGGUCUUAAACCUCUUUGGGAGCCGUAGGCAAACAAGAUGUGCUUUGUUCAACAUGCCGGUAUAAGACCAUGAUGAAAGGUAUGAAAUCGUGGCCUCGCUAAACAACCCUACUUUUCUGUAGUCUAAUAAAUAUUAGCCAACAUGUUUAUUAGACUACAGUAACGGUUAACAGCAAACGAAAAACUAAAUUCUUAUAAUUUAUUUUCUCGGUUGUUAUGAUUGUCUGUCGGUAAAUGGAAGUUUAGAUAAAGAGUUUAGAUCAUAAAAGAAUCUUAAGAUUUUGCCUAAAAAUAAAGUAGUUAAAGCCAAUAUCGGGCCACAAAAAGCGCUUUAUGUUGUCUUAUACAUAGGAUUGUGUGAGGAUUUGUGGGCAAAUUGUUGAUCACAAGUUACUCAGUUCUGAUGAGAUACAACAACGGUACGAGCAGUCGGUGUCGCUCUGGAAUGAGUUUUGCCCGGAUGAGCCGUACGACUUUUUGAAUUCAAAUGUUUCUGUCGCUCAGGAUUACGUUCAGAAAUCAAAGUACAACAUCGCCGACGCGGUCCAACGCCAAAGAAAUUUUAAUUAUCAGGUAGGACGCACUGCUGUGACUUCUGCAAUAUAUAGGUUUCAUUGCCACAUUUUACGUCUCCCAAGUUUUUGAAGGACGCGAUUGAUCGGUACAUAAACUUCCUGUUGAUCAAACAGACUUAUCCCGAGCAAUUCUUUACUCCCUGUUACGAUUUUGACUUGGUUUGGCACACCCACCAGGUCCAUGCUGCAGCAUAUCGACGAGACUGUACAGCCAUUUUCGGAAGCAUUCUCAGACAUGAUGAUUCGGUGAAUGAUCGGUCCAAGAAUUCCAAAUUACUGAAAGGAGAAGCGGCAACCAAGAAGGCUUGGGCUGCACACUUCAAGGAGGGAUUCUGGAGACGUGGAUGUAUGUAUCGGUAAGUCAUCCACAUCCUGACAAACAAGUAAAAGUUCAGGGGUCAUGUGGCGCCAGUCUUUUUGGGUUUCGAAAGUCAAGAUAUGGGUAUCAUCACAUAUGGCCAUGUUCACAUUCCCUCGAUCUCGCUUAAAGAGAUCCCUGUUCAGAGAGAACAGCUUAGAUUGAAGUUGUCUUAUGGAGGAAAGAAGAUCACCACUUUUAACGCUGAUCUGGCUGACAAGCAAGUCACCCGUUCUAGCUUCUCUUUAGUCUGGCAGCCUUCGGAUUCGGGGGGAUUCUCGACUUCAUCGAUAGUCAAAUUCCCGUUCGAAAAGAAGAAUGCAAAGGAUCUGGUAGUUGAAUUGGAAUUAUAUGAUAAGGUGUUUUUACAAAAACGGGACAUUGUUACAUUGACUGGUAGACUACCCUUAGAACAAGUAGGUGAAGCUAACAACAAAUAAAAGUAACCAACGUGAAUAAACAUUAGAAAUUGUAGCUCAUUCCUGGCUCAAAUCUGAAGACAGUUCAGAACCAUAUGCCUCUGGAAAGUGUGAACGCGGAACGGGUGAUGAAUGCAAAAGUGACGGUAAUUACGAGGUGAGAACCCUGAAAAUGGCGGGAACACUUUUUUGUUGCAGUAUCUCUUUGAACCGAGAAAUGGAACUAAUGGCUGGAGAUUAUGUUGAACAACCAAUCGAGCCCGACAGCAGACUGUGGACGUUGUGUCAGAGUGCAGCAUUAAAUCGGACAGCAUUGCAACCCAAUGCUAAGGCCUACGUAGCCACCCAUAAGUAAGGCUCAAGGGUGUCAUAUAAUUAAAACAAUUGCAGUCUAAUUGACACACGUGAUGGCGCUAAAUAUUUCGUACAGGUGGUCCACAACGCGGACAUGUUACUCUCCAUGGUUCUGGUCUAUGGCGCGGGCCAGAGGUUGCUUUGCAUGGCUCACUUAAUUGGUGCUGACAGUCUUCCUUCGAAAGAACAACUCGACUCCAAUUUGGUAGGCAAUUCCCUCAGAAGGCGUUUAAUUUUUCCAGCAAUUCCUGCCACAUCUUUCGUCCCCUGAUGAAAGAGUUUUUAUUGUUCUGAACAAGGACGGAGACUCUGCUAUUGUAAAGGGAAGGUGGAAUGGAUUUUCCAGGAAAAUAUCCGGGGACAAGAUGCAUAAAGGAAAGCCCGGUUCGGCUGGAGUCCUUAAUGUGGAGUUGUUCAAUCUCUUGAAGAACACAGUACAGAAAAUUCAACUUCCUGGAGCUGAUGGAUCCACUUUGUUCGUCUUAGGAGGUAGAACUCUCCAGAAUAACAGUCACGUUUUAGAUGCCCAAGCACGUCUCAAUGGCCGACGAAUCCAUUGCCGUUCCACACAAACGGCUGAACACAUCGCUUGUAUUUUCUCGAUCGGUACUUUAUUUGUUUUAUGCAACCCGGAUAAAGUAAGGUCGAGGCAAGAUACGACGAUGGUGGGUCAUCAAUGUCAGAAGUGGCCAAUCCCGAUUGCCUGUGGCUAUGGGAAACCUGUACCAUCAAACAGAUACCUAGUUGGACGUCAAGAAGGCGCAGCUUGUGAUGCCACGCCUGCCCUUUUGGCCAUGUUUGGAUCAGCCGGCCUCUGUGAUAGUGGAGCUGGUUGUGGCUCCGCGUGCGCUGGAUGUAGUGCUUGUGGAGCGUGUGGAGGCUGUGGCGGUGAGUUCUUGGAUUAUGUGCAUGUACAGUUGCGGUCAAGAAAAAAAGACAUGGACGUUUUUGUCCCCACUCCGGUUUAGUCUCCAGGACGGUUUUGUCCCCAUUAUUUUAUUUUUGAAAAUUCUUUGACCAGCUGCCAAUGAGUUGAAAUCACAGCCAAAUUUUUUGAUGGAUCCAGGUUAUUACUAGCCAUUUUAAUAAAAUAAGGAUGGUGACAUACAAAUCAAAUCGGGUUUCAAACCGCCAUUUCUUGUCUGUUAGGCUUCCAGACAAUAAAUGUGUAAUUCUUGUCUGAAAUUGCGUAACAUUGCGCAAUAUUGCACAAAUUUCUGCUCUCUCACCGUGAGGAUUUUUUUCUUUUUUUCUCUGCUCACAAGGGAAUGGUCCCAACGAUCCGUGGGAUCCACAAAUGAAACCUAGAUAUUCUGAAAGAGCAGGUAAAAUUUAGUAGGAAUCCGUUUUUUCUACUUGCCGAAUAAGUCUGUGCGACGAGAAAUAUCGACGAAAAGAUCCGACCAAAAAAUCGAAAGAGAGAAAAGACGAACCGAAAGGCCUUGGAAGGCGUCACCAAAUAGUCUAGUGGAAAAAGUUCCACGCACGAACCUUUUGGGGAAGGGAGGCCUUGGAGGUUCGAGUCCACCCGGAGCGGAUAUCUCCGGCUUGAACCCAACUGUUCAUCAUUACUGUGUUCUACAGUUAUAUAAAAAAUUUUUUUUUGUUUAUUGACCUGUUUUACAGGGUUGUUGCAUCGAGCCGUAACAAAUUCUGUUCAUUACCUCUUUCUAUGAUACCACCAGGUCCGAAGUUCCAAAAAAGACAAAUUUAUGCAAUUUUAUACCUUCCGGGCAGAAUUUGGGAAAAAUAGUUUGGGAACUUGUUAAACACAUGCCCACGGCCAUCUUAAACCAAAAAACUCAAAAUCGAUUUUUUCGUAAAUAUUCACGCGGUCACGCAAGGACCCAAAAAUUCUCUUUUCAACUUUUCUUGCAAAAUUUUAUGAAAAGUUGAGAUUUUGGCAACAUCCUUUUUGGGAAACCGAAAAAGAUCUGCAAGACCCUAUACAACCUUCCAGAAUCGAGUAUAAGUGUCUUGAAAAUACCAGACAUGGGGCUUAUCAAAAAUAUUGCCGAAGUGUCAACUUUUCUUAAAAUUUUGCAACAAACCCUGUAAAACAGGUCAAUAAACAAAAAAAUUUUUUUUGUAUAACUGUAGAACACCAUAAUGAAUACAUAGGUUCAAGCCGGAGAUAUCCGCUCCGGGUGGACUCGAACCUCCAAAGCCUACCUCCCGCAAAAGAUUCGUACGUGGAACUUUUUCCACUAGACUAUUUGGUGACGCCUUCCAAGACCUUUCGGUUCGUCUUUUCUUUCUUUCGAUUUUUUGGUCGGAUCUUUUCGUCGAUAUUUCUCGUCGCACAGACUUAUUCGGCAAGUAGAAAAAACGGAUUCCUACUAAAUUUUACCUGCUCUUUCAGAAUAUCUAGGUUUCAUUUGCGGAUCCCACGGAUCGUUGGGACCAUUCCCUUGUCAGACAAGAAUUGCGCAUUUCUUGUCUGGAAGCCUAACAGACAAGAAAUCGCGGUUUCUGGCCAUGAAACCCGAUUUGAUUUGUACGUCGCCACCCUUAUAUAGCUGUCAUUUCCAAGUUUUUGACACCGAUUCCAACUUUUUAGCUAGCUUCUUUGAGAUUUGGAAAGCAGACCAAGGUCUUCGGUUAGCCAUUAGAAAAUUUGGCUGUAAUUUCAACUUACUGCCAGCUGGUCAAAGAAUUUUCAAAAAUAAAAUAUUGGGGACAAAAACGACGGGACAUAACCGGUAGGGGACAAAAAAAUUAAAAAAGUGGGGACAAAAACGGGCCCAAUCUUUACCAUCCUGAUUUCAAAAAUAAUUUUUUCCGGAUCUUUACUUGUUUCUUAACAAGGGAUCGGCAAAUAGUUGCACCCUGCUUUCUUAACAAAACCUAUAUCAUUUGAAAGAGCGUUAAAAAUAGUACACAGCGCAAAAAAAAUUAGCUGCCCAAUAUAUGUUUGGGCAAAGUUAUGGCCAAAAUACAGAUUCUAGCCGAAUUUCCGCCUCACUUUAUAAGUUCUUCGAAUUGCAACGGAGUUGUGUCCAGUUGGCCGAGUGGUAGUGAGCCUACUUCCGGCGCAACAAGUCGAGGUUUCGAAUCCGGGCUCUGUAAAUUUUUUGCAUUUCGUCUCUUAUGUACCACAAAACCAUGGUAUAUUUACAUUUUUAAACAAUUUUUGUUCCUUCACAGACAAAAUCCAUAUUUACGGAAUUUUUGGGAGUUUUUGGCUUUUUCGAAACGACCACAAAUUUGAUGGUGAUGAGAGUGGGGUUGCCACUAUCGUAUAAUUACAAGGGUGUCAUGCCAGUAGCCUGACCGAUUAUAAUUACUAGACGAUAAUUCAAUUUACAAGGGCAUAUAAAUAAACUGUUUCGAAAAAAUACCAAGAGAAAAUUGCAAAAUCGGCUAAAAACGCUAUUGCUGACAUAGUGGACUAAUCGUUAGUAAGGCUAGGACAUACAAAAUUUUUGAUUUUGAGAUUUUUGUUUGUGAAUCACCACGAUGAUCAUAUGAAUGUAUUUACAAAGCUUUUUGCUCCAAUUUUCCCAUUGACCUAGUUUUAUUUACAAUUUUUUGUAACUAGCAGUAAUUUCUAAUAACUCAUAACCGAGGAAUGGUAAAUCCAUAAAACGUCCGUGAUAGACGUUUUGGGAUGCUAAGAAAUCAAUGAAAACGAUUUCAGGCCGCUAGGAUUACUGUAAUAUAAGAAACCGGCGUUUUGGCCGCAUAUGACCCCUUUAAUAAAACGGCCGUAACUUUGCCCAAACAUAUAUUGGGCAGCUAAUUUUUUUGCAUUGUACACUAUUUUUAAUGCUCUUUCAAAUGAUAUAUGUUUCGUUAAGAAAGCAGGGUGCAACUAUUUGCCGAUCCCUUGUAAGUAGUAAUGUUAGAUAGUAUUUGUAAAAUAUUUUUUGAGUAAGACGUGGACUUAAGGCUAAUAGAUCAUACUGAUUGCGAAAAUGAACAUUUUCUGGGGGCCCGGUAAAAAUCAGGCCCGGUCAGGUGGCCACCCCUCAUUUUGACAACGAGUAAAAUUUUCGGGGCUACGACUUUCCGGGUCAGCGACAGUUAGAGUUUCGCCGCAAAUUUUGGUAAAGAAAACUAACGUUAUUAAUAGCUAACAAGGAAGAUUAGAAAAGGUGAGCAUAUUGCAAGGUUUCGCCCAUUCUCCGCCGAGCCUUCGCCGACCAUCCAACGGCCUUGCCAGGCCUCGUAGACACUUCCUAUAUCUUAUUUUGGGUAUCCAUCUGCCCUACGCCCCGUAUCGAUCGAUUUUGUGUUGACCCGAACUGUCGUCGACCCGAAAAGUCGGGACGUCAAAUUUUUGGCUGUUUUUUCUUGGCUAGUUGGGACAAAACCUUGCUAAAAUUUUGGGCGCUACGACACUUCGGGUCAACGACACCUCGCACUGCAGGAUGAGCCAAGUCUUUCUCCUUGGAUGGUCAACUCUUCCUCUCAAAAUUCUUUUUUGUCAAGAUUAAUAUAAAUUUAUUUAUGUUUCAAUCUACAUACAUCGACUGGACAAUAACUCGAAAAGUAAGUUAAAUUAACCGUCUUCCUAUAUAUGCAAUGAUUUUUUGCAUUACGUAAGUUUAUCCUUGCGCAUUUAGCCAUUGUUGUAGGUAUACAAAUUUAGCUGAAUGCUGUUCGUUCUUGCGAUUCCAUGAACGAAAUUUAAAAGUCUUCCCCACAACAGAACCGGCGUCGAGCCUUCUUGGUGGCAGAAUUGUUUCAGCGUGAAAGGACUUACACUUUUUUUGUUGAUUCGAUUUUCGAUAUUACACUAGGUACUUUUGUAAGUUUACGGCGAGAUUAGGCCACGUUUUACGUCAUUUAAGAUCUACAUGGACAAUAAAACUUUAUUUUAGCAUUCUUAACGUCGUAACAGUGAUUUCCCCCCUUUUAUUGUCGUUUUUAAUUUUUUUUCAGAUUUUAGGUAUGGAACAGUUUUGAUGUAUCCGCGGCCAUAGAUGCGUAUUAAUACUUCGCAAACCAUAUUUAAAAGGUCCCUGAUCGAUCUGAAAAAUGUUUAGAACAGAAUGAGAGGUAUUUGAGACUUUUUUAGAUCCACGUUGUACUUGAUCACUUAGACCCUGAGACAUCUCAAACCCGGGUUUGAAAGAAUAUUUAUGUUGGGGACGGUUUAGUAAUGGCUCAGCUUUGUAGUUUUCCGGGUUUAAACUCCAAAAACAUUGGAUUUUGCCUGCAACUUGACAAAAGUACCUAGUGUAAUAUCGAAAAUCGAAUCAACAAAAAAACUGUAAGUCCUUUCAUGCUGAAACAAUUCUGGCACCAAGAAGGCUCGACGCCGGUUCUUUUGUGGGGAAGACUUUCAAAUUUCGUUCAUGGAAUCGCAAGAACGAACCGCAUUCAGCUAAAUUUAUAUACCUACUACAAUGUCUAAAUACGCAAGGAUAAACUCAUGUAAUGCAAAAAAUUGUUGCAGAGUCAGAAAGAGGGAUAAUUUAACUUACUUAUGGGGUUAUUGUCCUGUCGAAAUAUGCAGAUUAAAACAUAAAGAAGUUUAUAUUAAUCUUGACAAAAAAGAAUUUUGAGAGGAAGAGUUGACCAUCCAAGGAGAAAGACUUGGCUCAUCCUGCAGUGCCUCGGGUCAACGACAUUUCGGGUCAACGAUACCGUUUAAUAUUCUCGCUUCGGGACUGGGAAACAAGAUUUUUUUGGUAAAUUUGAAAAAUGUUUAAAAUGUUUUCGCUUCGGGACUUGCGAAAAGAAAUCCUUUGGAGAAUUUGAACAAAAUUUUGCAAUGUUUUCGCUUCGGGACUUGGGAAAAAGGAUUUUUUGGAGAAUUUGAUUUUUAAGAAUCCCGUGCAUCCAGUUAAAAACAUAAACAAUGGAUACGAUUUUCUUAUUUGCUCGUCGCUUAUAAACACUAUUUUUCUAACAAGGGAAGUACUUGAAGUGUGACGCUCAGAUUUUGAUGAAACUUGGCAUAAAUUUAGAAUAAUUUUUUCUAAGAUAUAUGCGAGAAUCCUAGCUCGCGCUUUACAGAAACAACCGAGAUUUUUAGAUCAAAAGUCGGCGAAAAUUUAGGACUUUUUGCCGAAUUUCGGCACGAAAAGUUUUAUGCCUAUUUCAACUGUAAAGGAUAAUGUUUCUACAAAAAAUCAAAUUUUUCCGCACGAAACUGCCAAAGUUAUGGCCAAAAAGCGCUUUUCUCUCUGACCGCUCUCCACGUUGAGCGUGCUCUCUCGGCGGCAAAAAUCGUUCAAUAUCUCGGCGGCGCCCGCAAAGCGCGAGCUAAAACUUUCAGGAAUUGAUAUUUAGUCCAUACCCGAUGUGUGUGCAAAAUUUAAAGAAAAUCUGAGAGUCACACUUGAAGUACUUCCCCUGUAAGCAAAAUUUUAAAAGAAACCAAAAUUCUCCAAAAAAUCCUUUUUCCCAAGUCCCGAAGCGAAAUUAUUAAACGUUGACCCGAAAUCUCGUUGACCCGAGGUGUCGUUCACCCGAAGUGCCGCGACCCGAGUUGUCGCUGACCCGAAAUCUCGGGACGCGAAAUUUUAAUAUCUAAAAUCUUUUUAUCAAUCGAUAGUGCAUGGACGUGCAGCUUUCCAAUGGCUUCUAAAAGCACAUCAUAUUACUGGUUAUCAAGUCAUCCCAGCGAAGUUAGGGAAAACAUUUUUAUACAUUUGUUUUUCUUGGCCGCCACUGUAUUAUAUUAUUACAGGUUGUGGAGGAUGCGGAGGAUGUGGCGGAUGUGGUUGA